UGCAGGGCAAGACCCCCGCCAUCUUCGAGACUUUCUCCCUCGCGAGACUGGCGGGAACGGGGAAGAAAAAAAAAAAAAUAAAUAAAUACAAAACUCGAACGGUGUGGUGGCGGUUGACCAGAAACCGCCGAGGGACGCCGCAGAAAACAGUGGCCGUCGCCUCGAUGGUUGGUGCGCCUGCCUUUCCUUUUCCCUGCACACGCGACGCCGCGCCGCGCCGCGCCGGUGAGAUUUGUUUUGCCCGCGUCCGGCAGCGCUUCCUAGCGAGCGAACGCCGAACUAGCUCGCCUUGGGGAGUCGGAACUCAUCUCCUUCCCCCUCUCCUUCAACAACUUCUAAUUCUUUCUUCCUCCUCUCUUUCCGCCGCGUGCCCAGAGUCUUGGGUUGAGGGGAGGGGGGAAAAAGGGGAAAAGAAAAAGUAACAAGAGAACUUCAAGUUUGUGGCCCGGCGGAGUCGGCGAGAAAGUGUGCGUGUGUGUAUGUGUGUUGUUGCUGCCGCUGCUGGCGAAGCGCGCCAUCUUGUGAGCCCCGUGCACUCGCGCGGGGGGGAAAGAAGGUUUUUCCGUGCCGUGUCUCCGCCGCGGACACACGUCGAGUUGAUGUUCGACCGCCGCGGGAAGAGGUUAUUUCACCUUCUUCCUCCGCCAGGUUCGCGCGCGCCCGCGCCUGCGCGUGUGUUGCUUGCUGAGUGUUCGACGAGUGCGACGCUGGCGUAGUUUAUACGUGACUUACAGAAAUUUCUUCGUUCGUCGGGGGGAAAGAUCUUCGUCGAAAGGGAAGUGAUAUAAAAAAAAAAAAAAAUUAGUGUCGGAUGCGCGACCGGGCGUCCGGGAGUUGAUGUGCCUGUUUGUGUUCGGCGGAAGAGCCAUGGAUAGGGAGCCUCGGAUGGUGGAAGGCGCCCCUCCAGAGCAACAGGGCGGGGAGCGGGUGGUGUGGGAGUACCACCACGUGACCUUGACCCGCGUCCCCGGCUACGGCUUCGGCAUCGCGGUCAGCGGCGGCCGCGACAACCCGCACUUCACCAACGGCGACCCGUCCAUCGCCAUCUCUGACGUGCUGAAGGCCGGACCCGCCGAGGGCAAGCUCCAGGUGAACGACCGCAUCAUCAGCGCGAACGGCGCCUCGCUGGAGAACGCGGAGUACGCGACGGCGGUGCAGGUGCUGCGCGACUCGGGCAACACCGUGGCGCUGGUGGUGCGCCGGCGCGUGGUGCUGCCGGCCUGCCCGGAGCCGCAGACCCUCAAGCUGUCGCUCGCCAAGAGCAAGAAGAAGGACGACUUCGGGCUGGUGCUGGGCUGCAAGAUCUACGUGCGCGAGGUGGCCGGCAAGGCGCUGCAGGACUGCAAGGACCCGGCGGCGGCGCUGCAAGAGGGCGACGUGCUGCUCAAGAUCAACAACCACGCCACCGACGGCAUGACCUUGAAGGAGGCCAAGAAGCUGAUCGACAGCAGCAAGGAGCGCCUGAACCUGGUGGUGCGGCGCGAGCACAGGCCCGCGGCCGCCGCCAGCCAGGAGCAGACGGCGCUUCCCAAGACGGACAGCCACGGGAACUACCUGGACGGCCUGGGCGCGCCCAACUACUCGUCGCAGAACCUCUACGUGCAGCCGCCCACCCGCCACCAGCACUCGCUCGACGACAAGAGCAACCUGCUGCCCCGCGGCCGGUCCCGGGGCCCGCUGCUCGACGUGUCGCUGUCGCAGCUCGACCGGCCGUCCACGCCGGCGGGGCACGGCGCCCACCUGCACCCCCACCACCCCCACCCCCACCACCACGCUCACCACGGCCGGAGCCGCAGCGGGCUGGAGGAGGGCGGCGUUCCCGACGGCCUGGGGCCCCCCCGGCCCCCGCCCCCCAGGCCCGAAGACUACUUCAACAGCAGGCGGCAGCUGUAUGAAGACGACCCUUUAGUGCAGCGUGCGAAACAACCCAUGCCAGAUCCCCGGUUCAUAACUUUCCAAAAAGAAGGAUCCGUGGGCAUCCGGCUGACUGGCGGGAACGAAGUGGGCAUCUUCGUCACAGCCGUCCAGCCCGGCAGCCCUGCGUCCGUUCAGGGCCUGCAACCUGGGGACAAAAUACUCAAGGUGAACGACAUGGACAUGAAAGGCGUGACGAGGGAGGAAGCGGUGUUGUUUCUGCUGAGCCUCAACGACCAGAUAGACCUCAUCGUGCAGCACCGCAAGGACGAGUAUGAGCAGAUAGUCGCUAGUCAGCGAGGGGACUCCUUCCACAUAAAGGCUCACUUCAACUACGACCAGCCAAACAAAGGCGAGAUGAGUUUUCGCAAAGGUGACGUGUUCCACGUGGUGGACACUUUGCACAACGGCGUGGUCGGCUCGUGGCAAGUGUUCAGGAUAGGCCGCAACAACCAGGAGGUGCAGAAGGGCAUCAUCCCCAACAAGUCGCGGGCGGAGGAGCUGGCGACGGCCCAGUUCAACGCCACCAAGAAGGAGAUGAGUGCGUCCGAGAGCAGGGGGAGCUUCUUCCGGCGCCGGAGGGGCAGCCACCGCCGCUCCAAGUCCCUCAGCAGGGACCACUGGGACGACGUGGUGUUCUCGGACAGCAUCAGCAAGUUCCCCGCGUACGAGCGGGUGGUGCUGAAGCACCCGGGCUUCGUGCGGCCCGUGGUGCUGUUCGGGCCCGUGGCGGACAUCGCGCGGGAGAGACUGCUCAAGGACUUCCCCGACAAGUUCACCUCUCCCCAGCUGGACAGCAACUUGGUAGACGUGCCGAAGAGCCAGAAGUCGUCCGGCAUCAUCCGCCUGAGCGCGAUACGGGAGAUCAUGGACCGGGGGAAGCACGCGCUGCUGGACAUCACGCCCAACGCCGUCGACCGGCUGAACUACGCCCAGUUCUACCCCAUCGUGAUCUUCCUGCGGGCGGAGAGCAAGCACGUCAUCAAGGAGCUGCGCGCCGGGCUGUCCAAGGCGGCCCAUAAGAGCAGCAAGAAGCUGCUGGAGCAGUGCGGCAAGCUGGAGAAGGUGUGGAGCCACACGUUCAGUUGCAGCGUGACGCUCACCAGCCCCGACGCGUGGUACCGCAAGGUGCGCGAGCUCAUCGACAAGCACCAGGGCGGGCCCCUCUGGAUGAGCGAGAGCAAGCGCGUGGACUUCUUCUCGGACAUGUACCUCCUGCCCCUGAACCUGGGGCCUUCCCCCGGCCACCUCCCGCACCCCCGGUACCACACUCUCCCGCUGCCCGCCAGCCGCUACGAGGUUCUUGUCGAGCCCCGCCACCUGAACAACAACUACCCCUACCUGCCCGUCAUCACCGAGCAGAACUUUGCUUUUUUUCACGCCGUGUGUGUGUGUCUCUCUCUCUCUCUUUCCCGCCCCCCUGCCCCACCCCAGCCGGACGAGUCUCUCUCGGACGACUUCCUGUUCCCGAUGACCUCGCGCCUCUCCUACGCCUCCUCCCCCGAGUCGGACCUGGAUCUCUCCCCGGAGCCCCGCGCCCCGGCCCCCCCUCCCGCGGGCGGCGCCGGCCGGCUGGUGAAGAGCUCCAGCGACCCCAGCAUCGCCACCCAGGAGGACGCCGGGCCGGGCUACCACGCGCCGCCGCCCUACUCCUCCGCCAGCCACCCCUACAAGCAGAGCUACGAGCCGCACAACGGGCUGUCGCUGCCCUCGGAGCGCCAGCACCAGCACCAGCACUCUCACGGCUACGGCUACGGUUACGGUUACGGACACGGGCCGGGCAAGCGGCACUCGCAGGGUGGCGACGGCAAGUACGGCUUCUCCCCGCCCGCCUCCUCCUCCUCCGCGCUGGACCUCGACUACCCCUCCCCCCCGCACUACCCCUCCUCCCCGCCGCGGCUGGCCAACGGCGGUGGCGGGGGGGGCGCCGCCCCCCGCUCCCCGCUGGCGCACUCCCCUCCCCCCCCGGAGCUGCCCCCGCGGGUGGACCGCGCCAGCAAGCCGUCGCGGGGGCCGUCGGGCCAGUCCGCCGCGGAGCGCCUGCUCGGCAAGGGCGAGGGGGGGACCGGGCGACCCGACGGCUGCCUGGACCCGCCCAACUACAUCAACGCCGGCCUGCACCACCGCGGGCCGGGCGGCUCGUCCCUCGAGAGGCACAACAUGAAGGCCAGCAGCUACGACAGCGUGUCGUCGUACGACUCGUACAACAACCGGCUGGGGCCCAACGCCCACGACGACCUCAAGUGCAACAGCAACGGGAACGGGGGGGCGCCCACGUCGCCGCGGAACCACGACCCCUACAGGUUCACCCGCUCCACGGCGCAGCCCAUCAAGGCCGGCAGCAGCCUGAACCUGGAGAGCAGCAGCAGCGGAGGGGGCAGCUCGGGGAAGCCGUCCAAGCCGCCCGACUACAACAAGUUCAGGCCCGGCGACUACAAGCCCCCGCCUCCCCCCAAGACGGCCGCCUACAAGCCCGUGCCGCCGCCCAAGCCCAAGAACUACCGCCCGCCGCAGCCGGAGGGCGUCGGAGGGGCGCCAGGGCACCAGCCUCCCUGGGGCCGCGGGGAGCCCGCGGGCUACGACCAGGCCUGCCAGCACGCCAAGUCCUACUCCGCAGCGGGCGGCCUCGACGCCGGCAACUUCCCCCCUGCCCACCAGAACGGGGGGGACGACGUGAACGGGGGGUUCGACUCGGGCCACGGCAGCAGCCUGGACCGCAACUACAACCCGUCGCUGCACCGCGGGGGCCAGUGCCACUACGGCGGCGGGGGCGGCGGCGCCCCGGGGGCGGCGCGGGACUGCCGGGAGGCGGCGGGCGGACUGGACCUGGCCAACCGGGAGCAGCGAGGCUCGGCGUUCGAGCUGUACAAGAAGCCGUCGGCGGGGGGCGGCCGAAGCCAGGCCAUGCAGCACUACCUGGAGGCCAGCCUGAGGGGAGGUGAGGGGGGUGGCGCGGUGGUGGCAACAGCUAGGGGGGUGUUCACUCACGAGGGGGGCACCCUCAGCAGCCCCGACACGGGGGUGGCCAUAGUUAUCCCCCCUGGGGCACUGCCCCCUGGCACCUCGCAGGAAAUAUACUUCAAAGUGUGUCACGGCAACAAGAUGCUGCCUCCCUUCGACGACGACGACAAAGGUGAAACGCUGAUGAGCCCUCUGGUGAUGUGCGGGCCCCACGGACUGAAGUUCAGCGUCCCCAUAGAGUUGCGACUCCCCCACUGGGCCAGCUCCGACCCGACGGACUCCCGGGGGUUCUCCAUCAAGCCCGGCGAGGCGGCGGACCGGUCCAUGCUCGAGAACCAUCCGGACUGGCACUGCAUCCCUCUGGAGAACAACAACGCCUUCACCGAGAACAGCGUGUCGGUGCUGAUCGACCAUUUCUGAGCGAGCCCCGAGCCACGGCCCGACGGAACGCGCGGGAAGAGACGUUCGUGACGAGUGCUCGAGUUGCGCGACGCUGUCGUAGUUGUUUUGAACCGUCGGGAAGCGACCUAGUGACUCCUCGCUACACAGAGAAAAAGAUAUUAGUUCGUAUUGUAUAGGUGUUAAAAAAAAAUUUCCACAUGCAGCACACGUCCUUGUGCGUCGGGGGAGACUGAUCCCCUUCUUUAUUCCAAAGCAGCGGUGUUACAGUGAACGUGUGGAUCUCAAGACAAGCUAGAAGUGGCGACCACUCAUGCGACAAGGUGCUAAAAGGUUUGCACAAAUUAAGUUAAAUUAAUUACAAACAGUUUUUUUUAUGUACAGCAUACUCAUUUUUGUUGACGAAAUACUCUUUCAAGUUUUCUGACUCAAAAUUUCACUCUUUUUUUUUACUUUUUAGGUUUGAAAUGCAAUUGUCAGUAUUGUUAAGAUCUUUUUUUUUAUAAAUUGUAUAAAUUAAUAUUAUCUUGUUUAUGCUAAACAGUAAACACUAUUAAGUUUGAGAUGCGCUAAGUAAGUUUUGAAUGUCAAAAGCAUAAAUCUGUUAUUUUUUCUCCAUGUAUCCAGUAUUUUUUAUGGUUUAGUAGUUGAUCACACAAUUAGUGUUAUUAAAAAAUUAAGUUUUGUUGUAUCUCAUUUUGAGUAUUUUUAUUUUGAUCUGUGUGACAUUAUUGACAUAAUUUUGUUAUACUAACUUUGGAAAAAACAAAAGAAUAAUACCAGAAAGAAUUCUACUCAAAUUAUGUAACUACAUGAAUUUUAAGUCACUAACAUUUUUAGUGCUUGCUUGUUACAGUUUAAGUUAUGCAUAACAUAAUUUGGUUUUCCUCUGAAUUAUUUAUUUAAUUUUUAGAUUAAACAUGUCAAUCAUAGGAACCUUGUCUUAACAAAAGCAGUGCUUAAUAUUUGGCAAUAACAUCACAUUCAAGUGCCAGCAAUUUUUUUGGGAAAAUAGUACAUACUUCUUUGGUUUAAUGAAAGAUAAAAAUAUAUAAUAAUUGUUUAAUGUUUAAAAAAAAAUAGUGCUAUCAAAAUUGUGCUUUAGAGCAUUCAAUGCUAAAAUUAUGUGAAAAUUUCAUAGUCUAGACAAAAAAAAUUUAUAAAUUGUUUGUACGUAAAAUUAUUUUUAAGAGAUAUUUCUAUUUCAUAUACAAUAUUGGAAGCUGAUAAUUUUAUUAGUUUGUUGUGGUAGUUUGUUACAACCAAAACAGUUUUUUAAAAGGAAUUUAAAGGAAUGUACCUUGUUCCAAAAGAAAUGUUAGAUGUGCAUAGUGUUUAUUAUGUUAAAUUUGUAAUGUUCUAGUAUAUUAUAUAUGUUGAUCACUACAGGUAACAAUACUGAGAGUUGUGUGGUGUGAAUAUUGUAAUAGGACUGACUGUAAACUGAAUGCAUAUGUUUACCAGUGUACAUGUUGUUGAUACUUUCAACUAUAAUAAUAUGUGUAAUAAACACAAGAUUGUUUCUUCAUUGAC
Bacillus rossius redtenbacheri is the source of this 6807-nucleotide messenger RNA. It is a transcript of the gene pyd, whose product is annotated as tight junction protein ZO-1. The record is from RefSeq and is a predicted model, not a curated record. Gene Ontology annotation, cellular component: plasma membrane; bicellular tight junction. NCBI's taxonomy places the organism in Eukaryota, Metazoa, Arthropoda, Insecta, Phasmatodea, Bacillidae. Gene Ontology annotation, molecular function: cell adhesion molecule binding. Gene Ontology annotation, biological process: cell-cell adhesion; protein localization to cell-cell junction; cell-cell junction organization.